GUCUCGUCCAAAAGGGGGGGGCACCUGUUCGGCUCGGACCAAAUCUCCGACUUGUCUCUCCGCCUUCGGGGCAUCGAUGGGUCGAUGCUCCCGAUGCCUGGGCGGCCGCACCGGCCGCCAAGUCGGACCAGCAACAGGAGCACCAGGCCAGAGACGCCAGCAGGCUCCGUGCAGGCUCGAGAGCGGAGCCUCUCCUUCGUGGAUCUCACCUUGCAGGACAUCCAAGUGGCCAUCCUGGCGGAAGAUCCCAACUGGAACUUUCAGACGGACUUUUGGCAGGCGGUGCUGCUGGGCGCCGCGGCGCCGGAGUUCCGCUGCAUGCAGAACCGCACCCUGGGCUUCUGGGCCAAGUCCUUCAGCCGCUGGCAAGAUCUGCGGAAGCAGCAGGAGUUGGACCAGCGAUGCACCGUGGCGCAGCUGGAGAAGGUCUUCCUGGGCUUUGCGCGCCCGCGCUGCCUGGAGCUCGGCAAGCUCUUUGGGGGCCUCCGAACUUUGUCCCAGGUCACGGAGAAGACUUCGGUGUGGCUGCCGGAGCUCUUCACGGCGGGGGUUUUGAUGUCGGAGAUCAUCUCCUCCACCAACAAACUCCAUUUCGUUCUUGGCCUAGUCGAUGCCGACGGCAAGAAGAGCUUGAGCGAGAAGGAGUUCGGCAGCUUCGUGGCGCACUUCAUCCGCGGGCUUUGCGGCGCCUUCGGGCUCAACAGCGUGCCGGACGGCCCCCGAACCCGCGACAAGGGCGCUUCGGGCGCUUCGGGCGCGGAUCACCGGGGCCACUGCGCGGGGCUGCUGCUGGAGCGAAGGCACAGCUCCGCCUGGGUGAACAGCGACGAGGAGCAUCGCCUCAGGUAUGCCCAAGCGCCCAAAGAAGAGGCGAUCAACAUCAUCGCGCAACGGCUCUACAGUAGGAUAUCAAGAGGCGCAGCGCGAAGGGUGCUGAAACUGCACAGCAGCUUGAGAACGGAUGCAGAAAGGGCUGCGGUGUUGGCAGCCAUCAAGGCCCGCCAGACGCGCCCAGCCACGGGGGGAAACCCGAAAAGCGAGCAGCGGCUGCCCUUCUCGGUGGUGGUGGACUGGUGCUUUCGCGGAGUCAAGGAUCCCUUGGCACUGCCUUACGCGCUGGCCAUCGAGCGCUUCUGCCCCCGGGAGUCCUCUGCCGACGACAACCCGGAGAACUUCGAGGCGGAGGAGGGUGUCUUCCACCUGCGAAGUGCGGCGGAGGUGGACGCCCGCGAGGCUGAGGCGGCGCAGCACAUGCCCACUCGCUCCGACAUCAUCGCCGCCAGGUUCGUGUACAACUUCGCGGUGGCGCGGAACUACUUCCUGCUGAGCCCGGAGCAGCUCGAGGUGCAGAUGGCCCAGGCGGGGCACGGGGAGGUGGACUUUGCGGUACGCCUGCAGGCGGCCUGCUGCCAGGCUGAGGAGAUCCGCUCCAAGAGCCGCAAGCCCUCGUUCUUGCGGUUCCUGCGGCUGCUGUACGCCUGGGCCAUGCCCAAGCAUCUCCGGAUGUUCGACAGGUGGUGCCAGCAGUACGACGAGCUCCAGGCGAAGAAGCAGCAGAUGAACGCGGACCUCGGAGCCCUCAAGGCGUUCCUGGCGUCCGUAGAGGCCUGGAAGUCUACGCCAAUACUGCCGCAGCAGGAGAAGGACAAGAUCCUGCAGGACUUUGAGCGUAUGGACUUGGAGAAGCGAGGUAUGGUGGAGAUCGGGGAGCUGAAGCAACAGUUCGCCUUCGAGGGACUGGAUGGCUUGCUCCAGGAGUAUGACUCCUCCGGAGAUGGAACCAUCGACAAGAGCGAGUUCCUGACGAUGAUGUGCCCCCCCGGAUACCGCAUUGAGACUGGAGAUGACUUUGUUGGGCAGGUGCUGGGGCAGCUGUUGCAAGCGUACGUGGAGGAGGAGACGAGGUCCGUGACCCAGGAGGAAGAUCGCUUCGAGAAAGGCUCCGCCAGGCUUCGUGCCAACAGCGUCUCGCUCUAUGCGGCGCUGCCCAUGGUGCCAGAGGAGAAGUGGGAGAGUUGGAACGCCCUCUUCACUCACUUGGACCGGGAUGAGGAUGGUUGCAUUUCAGCGGAGGACCUACGUGGCUUCCCGGGCAUCUUCCACUCCGGAGCUGUCCGGGAUCAGCUGCUGGGCGUAUUGGACCCGAAGGCUCACUUUGGGGUCUCCAGAGAGUUCUUCCUGGAGACCUUGCUGAAGACCCACCGCCUCAGGAAGCCGUGAUUUGUGAAUUUAUUUCGAGACACGCGUGGAAGGUCAAUCCAAGCGGGAAAGGAAUUCGUGGGCAU
Messenger RNA from Effrenium voratum, 2285 nucleotides. The record is from the annotation of a GenBank genome assembly. Lineage: Eukaryota; Dinophyceae; Suessiales; Symbiodiniaceae.